Molecule: messenger RNA, 1302 nt
Organism: Pseudogymnoascus destructans
Lineage: Eukaryota; Fungi; Ascomycota; Leotiomycetes; Thelebolales; Thelebolaceae
Exons: 4
Coding region: 79-1200 (373 amino acids)
Biological process (GO): translation
Cellular component (GO): cytosolic large ribosomal subunit; ribosome
Molecular function (GO): RNA binding; structural constituent of ribosome
Source: RefSeq, a predicted model, not a curated record
GAUUCCGCCAGAAACCGACGAAAUUUCGAGUUGCCAAUUUUUGAAGCCGACAACAACAUCUCGACAACCGACGACGAAAUGGCUUCCCGACCAACAGUCACGAUCCUGUCCGCCGAUGGCACUGCCAGCGGUGCGACUCACCCUCUCCCGCGCGUCUUCACUUCGCCAAUCCGUCCGGAUAUCGUCCAGACUGUCCACACCGGAAUGGCCAAGAACAAGCGUCAGCCAUACUCCGUCGCUGAGAAGGCUGGUCACCAGACCUCUGCUGAGUCUUGGGGAACUGGUCGCGCUGUUGCCCGUAUUCCUCGUGUCUCUGGAGGCGGAACUCACCGUGCUGGUCAGGCUGCCUUCGGUAACAUGUGCAGAUCCGGUCGCAUGUUCGCCCCUACCAAGGUCUGGCGCAAGUGGCACCAGAAGAUCAACCUGGGACAGAAGCGUUUCGCAACUGCUUCCGCCCUGGCUGCAUCCUCCGUCCCAUCCCUCCUCCUCGCCCGCGGUCACCAGAUCUCCACCGUCCCAGAGGUUCCACUCGUGAUCAACUCCGAGGUCUUCGCCAACGCCUCGAUCUCCCGCACCUCCGCCGCCGUCGCUCUCCUCAGCUCCGUGGGAGCGGGCGCCGACGUCUCCAAGGUCAAGGCUUCCCGCAAGCUCCGCGCCGGAAAGGGUAAGCUACGUGGCCGCCGUCACCGCCAACGCCGCGGACCCCUCGUCGUCUACAACCCGCUCGAGGACGGAACUGAGCUCUCGCUCGCUUUCCGCAACAUCGCCGGUGUCGAGACCUCCUCUGUCUUCGCGCUGAACCUCCUCCAGCUCGCACCUGGCGGCCACCUCGGACGCUUCGUCAUCUGGACCUCCGCCGCCUUCAAGGCCCUCGACACCGUUUACGGCUCCACCACCGCCCCCUCGGCGCUGAAGAAGGACUUCCUCCUCCCAUCCGCCAUCGUCACCCAGGCUGACAUCGGCCGUCUCAUCAACUCCUCCGAAAUCCAGACCGUCGUCCGCGCCGCCAAGGGCGACGCCCGCACCAAGCGCACCGCCGUGCAGAAGAAGAACCCGCUCCGCAACAAGCAGGUCCUGCUCCGCCUGAACCCAUACGCCGCUGGCUACUCCAAGGACAAGAUCGGCACCAAGGGUCUCGAGGCCGGAAAGCCGGUGCGCGCGGUUGGCAAGCCAUUCGCACAGAUCCUCAAGGAGGAUUAAGCGUCGGUUUUGCUGGGUUGAGGGGUGUCGUUGAUUAUGCAUCGUUUGCUUAUAAAUCAUGGAUGUGGCUGCUAAUGGCGCAUUGAGGAUGAUGUCUCGGUA